This is a messenger RNA of Fusarium oxysporum Fo47, 198 nucleotides long. RefSeq lists its product as uncharacterized. The coding region runs from base 1 to 198 and encodes 65 amino acids. The record is from RefSeq and is a predicted model, not a curated record. The transcript has 2 exons. Lineage: Eukaryota; Fungi; Ascomycota; Sordariomycetes; Hypocreales; Nectriaceae.
AUGGAAACACCGGGCCAUCGGGCGUUCAGUGGCACUUGUCAUAGACUGACAAGUGCAGGCGAGCAACUCAAAAGUGGCUCGGCGAGUCUCUCAGUGAUGCGAGAGGACAAUUGCGGCAUGGCAGUGAGGGGAAGCGAAUGGGCAAUCAUUGGCUGUCUUGUUGUUAGGCGAAUCGGCCGGCUCCGCGAAGAUAGCUAA